AUGCUCCAAUAAUAGACAUAACAGUAACCAGUUUAUAAUUAACCAAGACCUUCACCCACAUAAUAAUUUUAAUAGCCCCCUCCUCCAGGUUAUUGCUGUGAGGAUCCAACCUGUCCGUCGACUUAAAGAUACUUAGCAGCAAAAAGAAAAGGGUGUGGCUUUUUCUAUGUCCUUAAAAGAUAUUAUUUAGCAGUGUUUCUUAUUGCAGGGAUCAUUGGAAUGAAUGAGGAAUUAAAAAAUCCAUAAAGUUAUGUUAAUAAUACUGUUAGAUAUUAUCUUGAUCAACCUACACUAUUGGAGUAUUUCAUGGGUAAUGCUAAACCAAUGAAUUUCAUCCCAGAAACUAUCAAUGAGUGUAGUAAUAACAUGACAUUCAAAGAUUUCCAUAUUGAACUCAUAUUGGAUUACCAGCCAUGUCUGUUUAUAGGUUAAGUGGAGGAAUGGAGAGCUUUAGACAACUGGAAGCAAGAAAAUUACUUGAGAGAGAAAAUAGGUAAUCACUCCAUUGUCUAAGUAGAUAAAGUUAAGGGUGCUGCCAAGUUCGGAUAAUAAUUCUCUCCUGAAUACAGAAGAGAAUAUAUUAGAUACGAAGACUUCAAUUAAAAAAUGCAUCUUAAGAAGUCUAAGACUAAUGAGUUCUAAUAUGCUAUUUAUGAGUAAUCAUUACCAGAUACUCUCCUAGAAGAUGUAUAUCAACCUCCAGUAAGCUAACAAAUCUUGAAAUUGGAAGAUACCACUUUUAGUCAAGGUGUUGAUUUGAGAAUUGCAGCUCAUUAUGAUAAUAGAGAUAGAAUGUUUUGCGUAGCACAAGGUUUUUUCAAUGUGACAUUAGUAUCUCCAUGGGAAAGAAUACCAACAUACGCAGGUGGAUUUCCAAUGAUGCCUCCGAAUUUUUCACCUGUAGAUUUCAACAAACAAGAGCAAAGAUAAUUUAUUGGAUUUGAGCAGGCAGUGAAGUAUUAUAUUGAUAUAGAAGAGGGAGACUGUCUAUAUCUGCCAGCAUACUGGUGGUAAUAAAUCGAAGGGGAUUAAAAAGGUACAUCAAUUGCUGUUUCAUACUGGUAUGAGAUUAGUUCAGAAUGGCUUAAGUUAAUCUUCACUGGAAUUGAGAAUAAUCAUAUUUGA
Stylonychia lemnae is the source of this 1125-nucleotide messenger RNA. NCBI's taxonomy places the organism in Eukaryota, Ciliophora, Spirotrichea, Sporadotrichida, Oxytrichidae. The record is from the annotation of a GenBank genome assembly.